AUGAAGUUCUCAAAGAUAAGCUUAGGAUUCGCAAUGUUGAAUAUUUUUGGGCUCAAGGUGCUAGCUUCUACUGAGGUACAAGAUAGUCAUGCAGGUUUAAAUCUGGUGGCUGUCACUAAAGAUAGUGUCACAUUUACUAAAGAGACUCCUCCAGCAAAAAAGCAUAAUAAAAGUGCCCAGGAUGGAGAAGAUGGCGAUGGAGUGAAUGGAGGCAAAGGUGGUAAGUCUGAAAGCAAUCCAGCAAACAAGACCAAAGCAGCCGGUGGAAAAGGAGCAGAUGGAGCAGCAAGCGGAAAGGGAGCAGAUGGAGCAGACGGUGCUCCAGCAGAAGAUGCACAGAAAGAAAGCGUGGAGGACUCUGUUACUAUGAACUACAUCAUAAAUCUUGUUGUGAAUACUGAAAAUGCGGGAAAAAUGUCCAUAGACCAAAGUACUAUCAUGGGUACUUUUAUGAAACACCAAAGCGCAUUUGAAAAUCUGUGUAACGCCCAGUAUUCAAUUAGGUUUUUAAAGAAGGGAUGCACCGAUGAGCAGUUUAAAAAAGAUGGGUCAGGUAGUAUUGCGCAUGACAUGAAGAUGUCUGUAAACCAACAAAAACUCAAAGAAUUCUUUGGUCCAGAUCCCUCUAGUGUGUCUUGUAUUCCAGUUUCAUUGGAGCCAGAAAACCCAGAUAGUGUAAAUGAUCUUGUAUCAAAGUAUAACGAUGGAAAGCUAGCAGAAGAAUACUUUUUACACAUUUCUAACAUCUCUACACCACAUUCUUGCCAGGAUAAGGGCAAAGUGGAAAUGAAAGCAGUAGCACAGGGAUUAUACAGUAGUAUGUUUAGGACAUCUGAUUUAGUUGGUGAGAUAAAUACAUCAACAAAACAGGAAAAAGGUGGUUUCCUUUCUCAAUACUGGAAGCCUAUUCUUGUAGGUUGCGGUGUUAUUGUUGUAGCCUGUGUUGUUAUUGGCGUAUUAGUUAACAGGAAUAAGUAA
Molecule: messenger RNA, 978 nt
Organism: Nematocida ausubeli
Lineage: Eukaryota; Fungi; Microsporidia
Exons: 1
Coding region: 1-978 (325 amino acids)
Source: RefSeq, a predicted model, not a curated record